AUGAGCGCAGUCUACGCUGUGCUUCUUCAUGCUUUCCUUGUGGUGGCUUCGGCUGCUUCGAACGGCUCACAAGCAUGCUUGCUUCAACGUGGAGCCCAUGCCCAGGCCCUGGAAAAGCAGGUUUCGGAGUUCGCCGAGGUGCAAGAGCCCACAACCCCACCGGUGUCCCUGGUGGCUUCGGGUUCGGAGGCUUCUGAGGCCGCUGAGCAGGUGACACCGCCCAACUGCUCCACCAUCGUCAUGGGUGAUCGAUUCAUACAGCUGGGGGACUGGCGGCUGGCGGACAUGGAUGGCAAGCACUUCAGCAUCUCGCACGCCAACAAAAAAACUUCAGUCAUCUUCAGGAGAGAUGGGACGGUGCACAGUGGAUGGGGUUCGCAGGACUGGAACAGCUGGUCCCGCUCGACAGGGGAAGCGAAGGGCAUCAAAUUUGGCUUCCAGUUCAUUCAAAUUGGCAAGUGGCGAAUAGGCGCCGUCGAUGAGAAGCACCUCUCCAUGGCCCAUGAGGAUGGUGGGGUGUCGUGCGUCUGGAGGCAAGACGCCACUUUUCACUUUGGGAACCUCCCGUCGUGGUCGACCUUUGACCGAUCGGUGGGCGAAGCUGAGGGCAUCCGCUUCGGGGACCGCUUCAUCCAGAUUGGCGACUUUCGCUUUGGAGACUUGGGCGAACAAGGACAGCGCUGGUUUGGCUGGACAAACAGCAAGGGGGAGAACAUCCAGCUCUUACGCUCCGAUGGCAAGGAGUUUCACGCAGGCGGCGGCUCGAUUGCGCAAAGCGAACUGAGAAGGAAAUUCGACCUGAACGAUCGGCCCCUCUCGGCAUCCACAUGCAAAAGCCUUCCGGAGAUGGCGGAGGGCAGCUCUGAGGGCAACAGCCCCACGGAGGGCAGCGCCGAGGGCAACAGCCCCGCGGAGGGCAGCACCGAGGGCACCAGCCACACGGAGGGCAGCUUCAACACCUCAGUAGCGCCCAACUGCUCCACCAUCGUCAUGGGUGAUCGCUUCAUACAGCUGGGGGACUGGCGGCUGGCAGACAUGGAUGGCAGCCACUUGAGCAUCUCGCACGCCAACCAGCUCACGUCAGUCAUCUUCAGGAAAGACGGGACGGUGCACAGUGGAUUGGGUUCGCAGGACUGGAACAGCUGGUCCCGCUCCAGGUGGGAAGCGAAGGACAUCAAGUUUGGCUUCCAGUUCAUUCAAAUUGGCAAGUGGCGAAUAGGCGCCGUCGAUGAGAAGCACCUCUCUAUGGCUCAUGAGGAUGGUGGGGUGUCGUGCGUCUGGAGGCAAGACGCCACUUUUCACUUGGGGAACCUCCCGUCGUGGUCGACCUUUGACAGAUCGGUGGGCGAAGCUGAGGGCAUCCGCUUCGGGGACCGCUUCAUCCAGAUUGGCGACUUUCGCUUUGGAGACCUGGGCGAACACGGAAAAGACUUUUUCGGCUGGACAAAUCGCAAGGGGGAGAACAUCCAGCUCUUGCGCUCCGAUGGCAAGGAGAUUCACCCAGGCGGCUCGUUUGGGCAAAGCGAACUGAGAAGGAAAUUCGACCUGAACGAUCGGCCCCUCUCGGCAUCCACAUGCAAGAGCCUUCCGGAGAUGGCCGACGGCCCCCAGGCAGCAGAACGUGGUUGCUUGCCGCCGACCACGUUCUCAGGCUCUGCCGAUGGUAUUCCUGACAACUACAGAGGCUGGUAUGAUGUGCAGGGCUGUGGUCAGUGCUGGGAUUACUGCCGCUGGGCGGGCAAUUCCGGCUCAGGGGGAGAUCCCCAGUCCAAGCUCAGCUUCAAGCAAUCUUGGUGGAGUUGCAGGCUUGCAGGAACCUCUAGUGCCCAGUCCCCAAAUGGAACGUUUCAGUCCUGGAACUUCGAAAGAUGUUCGGGUGAGGCUGCAAUCGCGCCUUCGCCAUCGCCUCCACCAACACCCUAUGUUCCUGGUGAACCUGGUGCGGCCUGGACAGCUCAGGAAGUCGCAGUUGUGAAAGCAAAGCUCCAAACCAUGAUGCUGGAUCCCGGCAGAGCCAUGGCAGAGGCUGACUUCCCGAUAGCAGUCUCGCAUCGCUAUGAACCGAACCCUGCCAAGGUCUUGCGUCUUGCUUUCCAUGACUGCAUGAAGUACAAAGACGGUACUGGCGGCUGCGACGGCUGUCUGGAUUGGUGGGGAGUCGGUCGUCGCUCAGUGUACGCUGACGACGGCCACAACAAUGGACUUUACGUCGUUGCUGAGUGUCUCGAGCACAUCUACACCUGGAGAGACUACCCGCGCGGUACUCCUCUCCUGAAUGUCUCCCUGCAAAACUCCAAUAAGUCUCGCGCAGAUUUAUGGGCCCUCGCAGGCAUGGUGGCUGUGGAGGCCGCCAUGUACAUAAACAACCUGGUUUGUGAUGCUGAUCACUUUGGUGCUCAUGGUCAAUUCAAUACUCGCUGGAAUCAUUCAGAUUGCAGGGCUACGGCACCACGGAGCUUCGUCUUCAAGACAGGCCGCCGAGACUGUUCCGGACAUCCGUUUACGGAGCCUUUCGAGCCUGCACUGAAGGGAAUCAAAAGGAGGGGCUACAUGACGAGCAAGCGUGAAUCCCACCCUGAUCCGCAUGCAGAUGCCAAGAAGACCACAGACUACUUCAAGAAAGACUUUGAUUUCAACGAGCGGGAGGUCGUAGCAAUCAUGGGUGCCCACACGAUAGGAACUUUCCAUGUGGAAAUUGCCGGCUUCAAGUAUAACUGGAAAUUCUCCCACAGGAUGUUCAACAACGGUUACUACCGGCUCCUUUCCCUGAAGCAUGACUGGGCCCCAACCGGCAUUGCCGUGAACGGCAAGAGGCUCCACUACAAAGACAUCCAUGGCAACUAUCCUGGUGGGUCAUGGGUUGCCGAGGUGUGGCAUCAACCGCGCGCUGGGGGGGGCCAGGUGAGGCGAUGGCAAGUGCUGAAGAAGAAGAGGGCCUGCACUCCUUGCGAUGCCCCUCCUGGCGAUGGUUGGUGGAGCAAGUCGUCAGUUAUUGCACGUGGGCUGAACCACCAAAAAUGUUGCACUAACUUGGAAGAGGGGAAGUUCUGCAAAUCGGAAUGUGUGAAAAGCUUCGAUGAUGCAGGCAUUCAUGAAUCGAUGCUGGCCAGCGACAUCGGUUUGCGCUAUCCGAUUACUCUAGCCAAUGACGGGUUGCCGCGAGGCUGUACAGGGGGUAUCACAGGCCCCAUAUACUGCUGGGAUAAGAUCACCCCCAUCACGGGCGACAUUGUCGAAGAGUUUGCAGGCAACCAGACUUCCUGGCUGGCGGACUUCUUCGACGCAUAUGAGAAGAUGGUGUCCAAUGGCUAUGCUGCUGACGAGCUAACUGAGGCACUCGCAGACCCCUUCACCGAAGGUGAGUGGCCAAUGCUGAGAGCUUCGGUGCGGAAGCCACAGGAAUCCCAUGAUGCUUGA
Messenger RNA from Symbiodinium natans, 3417 nucleotides. The record is from the annotation of a GenBank genome assembly. Lineage: Eukaryota; Dinophyceae; Suessiales; Symbiodiniaceae.